AUAUGCUUUUCCUUAGAUCUACACUACAUUGGCAAGACUGAAUGUAAAUUUAAUAUGCAGACGUGGCGCCUGAUGCUCUGUUCUGUCUAAAGUUUACUUGAAGACCAAAUUGUAUGAAGCUAUACAAUUUUCUCAAAGCGCCUGAGUGAAAGUAAUAUCAAAGUGUAUACCCACUAACUUCUUGAUUGUUUAUGUAGUUUCGUUUUGUAAACUAAAUAAACUAUUGUUCUGUAAACACGAUUUGCAAACUUAAUUGAAGAUGCCUCGUAAAGGUAAGAGAGUGGGUCGCCCCCCAGGGUCCAAGAAUAAAAAACCCAAGUCAAGCAACACAGAUCAACCAACAGAUAUCAAACAAGAAGUUAAUUCUGGACAAGUUUAUGUUUGUACAAUAUGUAAAAAGUCCUGUGACGAGGACGAAUGGGAGAGUCACGUGGAAAUCUGUCGUAUGAGUUCAAAUAAUAAGCAACCAUAUUGCUGCAAAGAAUGUGGGAAGAAAUUUAAGUUCAAAAAGAGUCAUCUUCAGCACAUAGAAAUGAACCACUCCACAUUACCUAAUAGUGUUGCUUGCACAAAAUGUAAAGUACGGUGUCCAAAUGAAACUGUUCUGAAGGAACACAUAGAGACAAUACAUGAAAGAGCCUUAUAUGUAUGUCCAGAAUGCAACAAAGAGUUUGUAAGACGAUCUCAUGUAACUCGUCAUAUGACACAAAGUGGCUGUCAUGGUCGUCAGUUAAAUUUGUAUCCUUGUGAAAUUUGCAAGUCAAAAUUCACAAGGAAAGAUAAUCUGAUCGUACAUCUUAGAACUCAGCACAUACAUAAAAGUGAAAAAUACUUUUUCUGCAAGUCAUGUACUUUUGAAACUAAAAACUUUUCUAGACUAGUAAAUCAUUGGCAUUUAAAACAUUCAGGGACACCAAAUUAUUAUGAAUGCUAUCAUUGCGGUAAAUCUACCAGUUCCCGAGCAGCCAUGGCCAAACAUUUAGAAAUACAUGGAGAGAAAAACUACACCUGUGAAGUGUGUGGCUAUGCUACAUACACGGUAGAAGUAAUGCGGCGUCACAUCUUGACUCACGUUACGGAUAAACCUCACAAAUGCAAGCAUUGUAACAGGUCGUACAUACAGAAAUCGCAGCUUCAGCGACAUCUAGACAAGCACAAUACGCAGAAAAUGUGCCUUAAAUGUGGAGAAACUUUCUCGAGAACAUGCCAAUUGUUAGACCACAAAAACGUACACAAAGGAAAUAGCAAAUUCGCGUGUCGUUUCCAAGAUUGCCAGUUCUCUAAAAAACCAUUUUUAAGUGAGGCUCAAUUGCAGAAACACGUAAAAGUGCACCUCGAAGAUAGACCAUACGAGUGCGAAGUGUGCGGCAAGCGGUUCGCGGUGGAGCUGCACAUGCGGCGGCACCUGUCCACGCACACACUGGAGCGGCCGCGGCGCUGCAUGUACUGCGUGUCGGCGCGCGCCUACGUGCGAGGCGAGAAGCUCGUAAAGCACGUGCGCGUGCAUCACCCCACCGUGUUCAGUGCGCACCUCAAGCACGUGCGCACGGUGCUCGGUAUCGAAGCGAAUACGGUGAGAGUGAAGAAGUCGGAACUAGAGUGUAUAUUGAACAUGCUGGACGCGGAGUCGGAUCGGAUCAUGGACGGCUACGGGGGGACCGGCGUGUUGUACGGCGGCAUGCAGGAACAAAAAGAUGUCAACGAAAACAGUGACGAAAACAUCUCUACGCAAAACGAUAAUGGACCAUUGAUGACAGAAGAGGAGCUUUUGGACAACUUAGGGAAAAUGCUGUUCAAACUGAUUGAUUCAGACACACUCGAGUGUUUCGGUUGGCCCGACGAGCCAGUUGAUGUGGUGUUAGAGAAAGUGAUCGAGCACUGCGGAGCUAAACCAGCGGAUCGCACGAUGUGGACGCGCAUGCAACGCCUCCGAGAGAACACGAAGCAUCUCUUCCUGUACGUGAUAGACGACAAGAACAUCGCCCGCAUGCUGGACACGCACACCAUAGACCAGAUCGUCAAACAUAUACUCGCCCAAGUCAGCGACACCGACAAAUGAUUAUGUUCGACUUCAACAGUGUGCCCCUUAACUUAUUGAAGUCGAUGGAGAAUCCGCGGCAUUGUCAUACAGUACACGCGCGUGUCCCGUGGUAGGACCUCUUGUGAGUCCGCGCGGGAACACUAUCAAUCGAUGGGUUGUGACUUCAAUAGAGCGAUUUAGGUUGAUAUAACUAAUUAUUUCAAUUUGCAUUUUGCUUAUAAAUUUGAGUAUAGUAAAACAUUUAUUUUAUGCAGUUGUAUAUCAUAUAACAAAACGUGAUGAAUAUGUGAAGUGAUAUCAUAUUGUAGUUAUAAGGGAGAUCGGGUAGACGUUACUGGACUUAAAAUAAAUAAUAAAAACUAAUCGAAGGUUUAGGUCAGGAAUGAAAGAUAUUAGUGAAAAUGUCCUAUAGAACAUUUAUGAUGGACCCUUCUAAAUCAGUCAAUUAAUGAGCGUAUGGCAAAGGGUUAUAAAUAAUAAAAAAAAACUAUAAUCUUCUUAUGAAGCUUAUGAAGCUUCGAUAACUCUUAUGAAUGAGACCAUGUUUUUUUUAUUAUUAUUACUGUAAUUAGAUGAGUGUACGGCUCGAUUAAGGAUUGUGGCGUCAUGUAAUAUUUGUUGGUGCACACAACAUGAGUUGAGGCCGGGGUCUUAGCUUGACUUUUGCGAGUCCACCAUCUCACGCAACGGGAGAGGGAGAGCUCUUCUUCCCCCUAGGCGUCGUGCCACGUCGUCGACUAUCGCCUCGACGACCCGUCGAUCGGGCGUCCUCGGGGUGGCACCGCGAAUCUGGCUGUAGUGUUGACCGCGGGAACCGCGCACCGUUUAGUGCGAUAGAACCCUAACGUCCUUGGGUCCGCGGUGUGCUUCCAACAUCUGCAGAUCGUCAUGUCCCGCACUCCCCCUAGGCGCCUACCUCGUAUGAGGUUCAGCCCGAAAAAAAAUGAGUCUUAGCUUGGUCAAUUUACGUUCCGAAUGUUUAUUUAGGCCUUAUUUAAGCAAACUUUUUAUUAAACCCCUCGAGAUCUUUCAUACAGGAUGCUGCAUCAAUGAACAAGGAUAGAGCCGAUGUUAUUUAUGCCACUUCCAAACCUCGGGAUGCUGGCCGGCCCCGGACCCUCUCUGGCACCCAGCGGCUGCACGUAGGGUCGUUUUACGUAGUGAUAACGAUUGAACUUUGAAAUAUUUCCUAAUUCUCGUUCAGAUAUUAUAAAAUCUAUCGGUUCGAUUAUGUACGCUAAUCAUCCCAAUUAGCUAUACCAAUUUGGAUGUUGCAAUAUUUACUAUUUGCGUCUUUAAUUAUAUCUAUCGAUUAUCAUAAUAGUUACUAUGGAAUACGUGCUCGAUCCUAUUACCUAUCUGAAAAGUUGGGAGUGUAAAUCAUAAUUCUUAAAAAUCAUGUAUAAAUAGACCUUAUAUGUUCUAUGUAAUUUGCAUAAAUAGAUUUUUAUAAUAAAUGUAAAAAAAGUUUGAACAAAUUUAAUGCAUUUUAAACAGGAUGUUAUAAAUCGAUCAACAGUUUAUUUUAGAUCAUUAAAGGUAUAAAGGUAGUGAUGAUACCAAAUCAAUUUAAAGUUAUUUGUAAUUACAUUAUGUACGGAAGUUGUUUGUUUAAUUUAUAUAAGGCUUAAAUAUCGAAUAUAUAGUGACUGAAUUAAAUAGAGCAUGUGACAAAUCAAACUUCUACUAAUAAUAGUAAUACUCGUACAUACUAUGCAGAAAUGUAAAAAGUAUAAAAAAACUAUAAAAACUAUAGCAGGAUUUCGCCUGUCGUCUGUUGCUUGUUUAUAAAAAUAGAUUUUAAGUCUUUUUACUAAUGUUAUACCUAAAUAUGUUUUAGAUUGAUUCAUCAACCUUUGUUAAUUUUCAAGAUGCGUGAUUGUUAUAUAAUUCAUUUAGGGAUGCGGUAAAUUAUUAGGCUAUGAUAAUUAUAAAGAAGCGAAUUAGUAUUAAGUGCCUUAUAAACUUUCUAUUUUUAUCUAUUACUUCGUUACUAUUGUAUAAAUUGAUUUUUGAUCAUUUGAUUUUUUUUUAAAUCUUCAUUCUUUUUUUUUUAUUGUUUUAUAGCUUAAUUUUUUAUCCGCUAAUAUAUUAGUUAAGAUAUAUAAACUUUGAAAAUGCAUAUUUUAUAAAUAUUGUUUGAUAAAUAUGUUUUUGAUGUUAUUUCUUAUUUAGUAGUUUAGGUCGGUUAUUUAUUAAAAGCGGUAUAAUGUACUUGAGUUGGUGCUUUCCAUAUUUAGAGAGAAGGUAUAAUAUCAAAUUUCACGAUAUCCCACAAAUGUUUUUUUUAUUUAUUAAUUUUACUACGAAAACCUUACACAGUUUUACAACAUAUUUCAUGGAUAUGACAAAGGAAACUUAAAGAACACCCUUGAAUAAAAUACAAGCAUAAAUAAAAUUAAGUAAAUUUCGGAUUUAUGAAAAAAUGGGAUCUAAUUUUAUUUGUGAGACGUGAUAUUUUACACUUCUGGUUUUAAAUUUUGGUAUUGGUAAUUGUAUUUAGGUAU
This is a messenger RNA of Bombyx mandarina (wild silkworm), 4548 nucleotides long. RefSeq lists its product as uncharacterized. The record is from RefSeq and is a predicted model, not a curated record. Lineage: Eukaryota; Metazoa; Arthropoda; Insecta; Lepidoptera; Bombycidae.